Molecule: messenger RNA, 5156 nt
Organism: Erpetoichthys calabaricus (reedfish)
Lineage: Eukaryota; Metazoa; Chordata; Cladistia; Polypteriformes; Polypteridae
Gene: rabgap1l
Product: RAB GTPase activating protein 1-like
Exons: 27
Coding region: 304-3423 (1039 amino acids)
Source: RefSeq, a predicted model, not a curated record
GUUUCCAAGUUUUGGAAAAGCAAGUGGUCGCGACUGCGUUCGGAGUCGCAGCCACCGUGGGCACCUACGUGUGACCGAGCCGCGCUAUGGUCGGGAGGGGUGGGGACGAAGGCUGCAUUCAUGAGUCUCUGCGCCUCACUUCCUGUUGGUGAAACUGCGCUGAGUGAAAUCCGUGUGGAGUAUCGGGAGAGGAGGCACGACUUCUGGAGAACUGCUUGCCCUCCUGGAGGCUCCUGGGAUCUUUCUUCAGCUUCAGGAUCUCCUGCUUUGUGGUGCUCGGCUGACCAGUGAGGGCACUCGGACAUGGAGGACGCCUCGUCACUGCGUAAAAUAAGCAGCUCAUCGGACUCGGUGUCCACCGCCAACAGUGAAGAGUUUGUGCUGGUGCCCCAGGACUCGCCGUGCACCGCGGACAGACAGCCUCACCUGAAGAUCGUUUCAAAUGGUGAUGAGCAGCUGGAGAAGGAGAUGGAGGAGAUCCUGCUGGACCAGACGGAGAAAGCGGACAGUUCACCUGGUCAGUCGGCGGUGGAGCCCACUUCCACUCCCUGGCACAAAGCACCCCUCCACUUAGUCCUGGUAGACCCAUCACAGGCAGACUCUGCAGCCUUUUUGGCCGAGUCCCCCACAGCCUGUGAAGAAGACAGCGUGCUCUUCAACAAGCUCGCCUACCUGGGCUGCAUGAAUGUGCAGGCGCCUCGCAGUGAAGCGGAGGCCCACAAGGCCAUGGCGGCUCUCCGGCUGAACAGCGCUGUUCCUCUGCCCGUCACCCUCUAUGUACCGAGCGUGGCGGAGGGCUCCGUGCGAAUUAAAGAUGAAGCGUCCAACACGGAGAUCGCAUCCUUCCCCAUCUACAAAGUGUUAUUCUGUGUCCGAGGCCACGAUGGCACCCCUGAGAGUAACUUCUUUGCCUUCACGGAGAGCUACCGCAGCCCCGAGGAGUUCCAGAUCCACGUCUUCAGCUGUGAGAUUAAGGAAGCGGUCAGCCGAAUCCUGUACAGUUUCUCCACUGCCUUCCGCCGAUCCUCGAGGCCCGCGCCCGACGUCAAGGACUCUUCGCUGCCCACCCCGGGAAGUGAUGUCUUCACCUUCAAUGUGUCUGUGGAGGUCAAGGAGGAUGAUGGGAAAGGUAACUUCAGCCCCGUCCCAAAAGACCGAGACAAGUUCUACUUUAAACUACGCCAGGGGGUAGAGAAGAAGGUGACCAUCACCGUCCAGCAGAUCACCAACAAGGAGCUGGCGAUCGAACGGUGUUUCGGCAUGCUGCUCAGUCCUGGUCAAAAUGUUCGCAACAGCGACAUGCAUCUUCUGGACAUGGAGUCCAUGGGAAAAAGUUCUGAUGGCAAAGCUUAUGUUAUUACGGGCACCUGGAACCCCAACAUGCCAACCUUCCAGUUACUGAAUGAGGAAACCCCAAAAGAUAAGAGGAUGCACAUGACGGUGGCCAUUGACCUGGUUGUCACUGAGGUGGUGGAGCCUGUUCGCUUUCUCAUGGAGGCGUCUGUCCGUGUGUACCCUUCUAACGAGAGGUUCUGGUACUUUAGCAGAAAAACGUUCACGGAGACCUUCUACUUAAAACUGAGGCAGGCCGAAGGAAAAUGCAGUCAGGUGUCGAGCGAUGCGAUUUAUGAGGUGGUCAGUCUACAAAGACAAACGGACCUAGAUAAGGGUCCAAGCAGCCCCUCUGCGGAAGGAGGGGGGGCACCAAUGUCACCCACCGAAGAUGACGAGGCGGAUGAAGACAGUGACAGUGAGAUUUCCAGUGGCACUGGGGACGUGUCCAAAGACUGCCCAGAGAAGAUCCUGGAGUCCUGGGGUGGACUGCUCUGCAGAUGGCACAACAAUCUAAGCUGCCGGCCCAAAGGCCUUAGUAGGCUGGUGAAGAAUGGCAUCCCAGAGGCACUGAGGGCAGAAGUGUGGCAGCUGCUGGCCAACUGUCACGAUAGCGAGGCCAUGCUGGACAACUACCGCGUCCUCAUCACCAAAGAUUCUGCACAGGAGGGCGUCAUCACGCGUGACAUCCACCGCACGUUCCCUGCGCACGACUACUUCAAGGACACGGGCGGAGACGGACAAGACUCGCUCUACAAGAUCUGUAAGGCGUAUUCUGUCUACGAUGAGGAAAUUGGGUACUGCCAAGGCCAGUCCUUCCUGGCUGCUGUCCUGCUGCUCCAUAUGCCAGAGGAGCAGGCCUUCUGUGUCCUUGUCAAGGUGAUGUAUGACUAUGGCCUGCGCAACCUCUACAGGAACAACUUUGAGGACCUGCACUGCAAGUUCUACCAGCUGGAGCGGCUGCUUCAGGAGCAGCUGCCCGACCUGUAUGCCCACUUUGUGGCACUCAACCUGGAGGCUCACAUGUACGCCUCCCAGUGGUUUCUUACCCUCUUCACUGCCAAGUUUCCCCUCUGUAUGGUCUUCCACAUCAUCGACCUGCUGCUCUGUGAGGGUAUGAACAUCAUCUUCAAUGUGGCACUGGCUCUUCUCAAGACGUCCAAAGAGGACCUGCUGCAGGCGGACUUCGAGGGAGCGUUGAAGUUCUUCCGCGUCCAGCUGCCAAAGCGAUACCGUGCUGAAGAGAAUGCCCGUCGGCUCAUGGAACAGGCGUGCAACAUCAAAGUGCCUACAAAAAAGCUCAAGAAGUAUGAGCGGGAGUAUCAGGCCAUGCGGGACAGCCAGCUGCAGCAGGAGGACCCCAUUGACAGAUACAAGAGAGAAAACCGGCGGCUCCAGGAGGCAAGCAUGCGGCUUGAGCAGGAGAAUGACGACCUCGCGCACGAGUUGGUGACCAGCAAGAUUGCCCUCCGGAAUGAUCUGGACCAGGCGGAGGACAAAGCGGAUGUUCUGAACAAGGAGCUGCUGCUCACCAAGCAGAAGCUGGUGGAGACAGAGGACGAAAAAAAGCGUCAGGAAGAGGAGACCGCCCAGUUGAAAGAGGUGUUCAGAAGAGAACUGGAGAAGGCGGAAUUUGAAAUCAAGAAGACCACGGCCAUCAUUGCGGAGUACAAGCAGAUUUGUUCUCAGCUGAGCAUGAGAUUGGAGAAACAGCAGGCGGCCAGUAAAGAGGAGCUGGACGUCGUCAAGGGUAAGGUGAUGUCAUGUGAGCACUGCAGCGAGGUCUUCAGUAAGGAGGGGACGCUGCAGAUGCCAGCGGUGAGCAGAGACAAUCGGGACCAGGACAUCGAUGAGGAGAAGGAGUCUCUGAAGAAACAACUGCGGGAGAUGGAACUUGACCUGGCACAAACCAAACUGCAGCUGGUGGAGGCCAAGUGCAAGAUUCAGGAGCUCGAGCAUCAGCGAGGCGUCCUCAUGAACGAGAUCCAAGCGGCCAAGAACUCCUGGUUUAGUAAGACUCUGAACUCCAUUAAAACGGUGACGGGGGCUCAGGCACAGACGCCCGCUGCCUCCCCCAAAGAGGGCAUGUAGUGCACCAGUGCUGCCAGCACAAAGACACUUUGAAGCGGAAAUGGUGCAAGAGAAGACGCCACCUGGAGAAGGACAAGAGCGGAAGCGGGGCUUGGCACACAGGAGGCCCGACGAAGGCCAGGGCAAACUGCAGCAUAUUUGCCCCCCCUUGCCCGAUGUUUGGGUUUUUUAAAAUUUGUAUGCCCGGCUGUCGGAUGGGCCUACGCUUUUAUCUGCUUGUGGGCUCCACGGGUGGGGAUUUGCAUGGGGACGAGGCAGAGGGGCUCCGUAAUGGUGACCCUGGAGGUCCUGAGCGGGCAGUGCGCCAGCCCUGCCCCUUCGCCGUGGUAGGGAGUGGACUUGCAAGGGAAGGACAAACGACAUGUGAGAUGAAACCAGUCGAGUGCCCCAGAAAGUGACAGUUGGGGGGGGAUGAGCGUUCAGAGGGUCUGAAAAUGGGACGUGGGCCCCGAGGUCACCAGCGCCAUUCAAAGUACUGUGCCCUCAAGACCCUGCGUGUUUGGGCAGAGACCACUGGGGGGGGCUGGUGGGCAGCUCGCUUUUGUCACCCUAAAUGACAGGGGUGAAGGUGGGUGGGCGGGCAUCGCAGUUUGGGUCUCAGUGUGUGUGAGGGUAACUUGAAGCAGCCGGAUGCCCCCUGUCAUUGUCCCCAUGGAUCUUCCUGGAGAGCAUCGUGGGGGAGGGGAAGUGCGGCGUCUUUUGGAAAGAAAUGCGUUGGCAUUGCGCUGGCAGAGUGGCCAACGUUGAGCGUUUGUUCCGUUUGGAUUUUCUGUUCCUUUUUUAUUAUUCUAUUGCGAUCAUUUCAGCCCGGCUGUAAUCUGUUAAGGUGGCACGACUGCGCUGUGCCCAUCACUGUCACCCCCAAGGAAGAGGAAGGGCGUCGAAGCGCCAUGUCACAUGCUGCAGCCACUUGGGGGGGAUUCCCGGAGAUCCACCAUCGUUGUAACAGUGAGGGUCCCAUUGCUCUCAGAUGUGGCAGUGCCAGCUCCCGGGAUGCUGUGGCAAUGACCCUCAGGCGUCACAAACUUCUAGUCAGGCCACCGCCUUACAGGGCAUUGACGUGUCAUGGCUGGGAUGGAGGGGUCCACUCGUGUCCCCUUUGUGCGGGUGCAGCUGGCACCUGCAGCGGGUCUGAUUGGCAGUGGAGUGGGUGGGUCCUCAAGGUGGUCAUGUGUGGUGGGCUUGUUUGGGACAGAAGGGCAGCGUGUGAUGAUCACAAAAGGAGACUUGAUGCCACUGUCGCUCUGCUUGGCUCCCUGUGCCACCUAGCGUUGGACUUUUACAUUUUUAUUUUUUUUGAAGGUUUCAGAUGGCAUCGUGUUUGAGAAAUGAAUGUUGGCGGUUUGGGCAGCGGGGUCCUCGGCCCCCCGCCAUAGCAGUGCUGUCAUCAGGAAGUAAAAAGAGCGAAUGUCCAAAUGUGGGGGCUGGACGGUGGGCAGAGUAAAGUGCCCACAAAUGGGCAGGCCUGCCCCAAAUAGCAGUGCCCACUGGGCCGUCUCGCCACCCCCCCCAAUUCCAUCCCGGCCAGGCGUCUGUCGUGUGCCCGGUGGGCACCACUCGCCCUUUGAUCACGCUUGCUAUGAAAAGUGCAUUUCUGGUGCUGUGCUGUCGCGGGUGUCGUUUUCAUGCUCUGCCAAUUACGUGUCAUUUUCUUGACGAGAUUGUGCCCACGUUCGCCGGUGUGUUUGACCAACUGCCAUUAAUAAAGUUCCACCCGUCGGCCCCCCAGGUCC